AUGCUUCAGGACAUAGCAAAAAACUUUUAUGACCUGGCAUUUGAAAUUAGAUACAGAUCUCCUUUAUCAUAUAGCUUAAGGUGGGUUCGCGAUGUUUUACGUUUUGCCCAAAUCGUCAUCUUCAUGAGUGACUUUUGUAAAGUCAAAGAGAUUAAUACGCGUACUCCGACAUUCAUAAGGAUCUUAAACAACGCAGGGUUACUCAAUUUCUGUUUUGAUUUUUCAGUCAUUCCUGUUUUCUUAAAUUUAUUGCAAUUAAUUUUACUAUGCUCGUUCUUCUGGUUCGUUUAUUACAAUUGCCUGAAGGUCAAGAAUGGAAAAUAUGUAUCGAAAAAUAUACUAUUCGUCAUUGUUUUCGGAUUUGAAUUUUUAUUUCCAGUAUUUCAAAUUCAAUUCUUUUUCAGAUUCACGCAACAGUUUCUCUUGAUCCUACAGAAGAAUUCAAUCCUCAGUAUUUUCUCAUUUCUUCUUUUAGUUACCAAUAUCAUCAUUUGUUUUUGCUUCGAUUACAUAUCCUCAGUCUUUUUUCGACCCAAAGUCAUCGUCACUACAGCAUUGAUUGACAAUUUCACGGGAGCCACAGAACUUUUAAUUUUCUGGUGUCGUUUUAUAGUUAUCACUGUCCAAUUACUCUUGAGCCAAUACAGGGUUUUCAUUAUUGAGCUCAUAAUGUACUCUUGGUAUCCGAUUGUCGUCAUAAUUAUUUUGGAAAAGAGAAUUUCAAUCGGAGUCCACGUAAAUAUAAUUGGCGCCAUACUUAACGACAGCCCUCUGUUUGCGGCUCCUUUCGUUUUACUUGCGAAUCUGCAUCCACAUAAUUAUUUACCUCCAGGAGCGAUUUUAGUCUCGUGUAUCCUCAUUUACUCGCUCACAUUCAUCUUGUACAAGAUAUUCAUGCGCAAAUACGCUUCCUUGAUCUUCAAUCAGAAGUACGAUCCUCCUUGGUGGCUUCCAAUCAAGAAUUCCCUUGUUAUGAGGACAGCCGCCGAGAAUGAAGCCGAUGUCGAAGCGUUUGAAGACUACAUUGUUCUCAGAAUGAAGCAAGAUCCAGAAGAAAUGAUCGAAGUGGUCAGAUUUUUAGGAAUAUUCAGGUCUCAGAGAGAGAAGAUCAUGUUGAUGUUCUCCAAGUACAAGGAGACAUCGAUAUACUACGACUACCAGUUCUAUCUGUUCAACAGGAUCUUCGAGAGCUACGAAAACAAACCUCCUUCCCACUACAUCCAAAUUCUCGAUGAUUUGCAGCGAAACUUCUACAUCUGCCUUAGUUUGUUCUGGCAGAAACGCUCCGAGCACAAUCUGUUCAUCGCAUUCAUUUUCGGCAUCAAGACAGCUCUGAUACACGUAGAACUGAUCAACUUCAUUCAGUACCUCUGUUUCAUAUUCCAGUACGAUCCAUACGUCCACCAAGCGUACGCAGAGAUUCUUCUGAUCGCUGAGGGAGAUGCCAGGCAGUCUGUCUUGUACAGGAGAUACACUUCGAUGCUGAAGGACAACUCCAAGUCUGUUGCUGAUCCGAUUUUCAAGUCUGUCGCCGCUUACUAUCCGAUAUCUAAUGACAGGUACUUGGAAGAGAACACGAACUCUAACUCAGCAACGUCGUCGAAGAGCGAUCUUGGCUCUCUGUACUCGUAUUCCCAUUUGAGAUUCCAUAUCGACGAGAAGGUGAUUUACAGAGAUGAAGACAGCGACAAUUCAUUGAUGGCAAUGUUUGUUCAGAAAUGUACGAAUGUCAAAUCAUAUUCAGUACUUAUUUCGAUGAUUUUGCUGUUUAUGUGGACAAUUACAUUCAUUUUGCUUCAGACGAAAGGAGAUGCGUAUCUAUUUGAGUACAUCAUGAAUGUCAAAGAACGCGUGAAAGAAACAAUUGACUUGUCAAUCAGAUUGACAUCAGGAAUAAUUCUGCAGCCAAUUUUGUUGGAAAACAACAAAACAAACUCUCUCAAUUGCCAGAAAAUGAAAGAAAAUGUGUAUAACUAUUUGCAGAGUUACUCAUUCACUUUCAAAGAAGAUUACUACUACGUAUCCAAAGCAAUCUCUCUGAUAUCGAGUUACAUCGCAACAAUUCCUGAUGACAAAUGCCAGGUUUUGAAAAAUGACACAAAGAUAAUCAUGGACAGUUUGGAGGGAAUCAAACUGAACUACGAGUACUUCCACGGUAACUACACAAUAUAUAUGGCAAACGACGACGCUAUUGUCAUAUACUGGAGGUUCUUCGUCUACCUCAUCCUGGCGUAUUUAGUUGGUCUGACAUUAACCGUUUAUUUGAUGUAUCUUUCUGUCAAAUUUACACUGACAAAUUUGCCACAACCUGUGCAAGAAUUUUUGGGAUCAAAAGAGAGGUUGUCGAUGCUUUUGUUGAAGAAAUCUCUCGAGAGCUGGGAUUUGUUCAAGUUCUUGUUCCCUGACCCAAGAAAACCAACUCAACCCCCUGUUAAACCAGAAACCCCCCCUGUUUCAACUCGAAGAAUAAAAGUGACAAAAUAUUCAAGUGCUACUAAUAUCCAGAUGAAUCAGAGCACAAAUUCAUCACACCACGUCAACUUGAAAGAUGCAAAAGUAUCAAUCUCUUUCAUCGGUGCAGACAAUAUCUUAAAACCGUCAAUGUUUGGUCUGAUGUCACCUUUUGUAAUUUCAUCUACUACUAAUUCCAGCGAAGUCAGCUCUGAGAACUCGGAGAGCUGGGACAAUUCUAGUUCCAACAGGAAUGACGACGCAUAUGUCAUCCCCGAAACUGUUGAGAACUACGACAUUGUUUCCAAAAUGAUUGACCACAAUUCGAAAGAAUUCAAAACAGUUAUUUUGGCGCUUUUGAUUAUUUACACUUUGCCGUAUUUAGUUAUGAUGUUUUUCAACAUUUACGAGCGAGUUGUUUUGGAGUUCCAAAGAACAAACUCCAGGAAAUACUUGAACAGAAUGGUAGAAAACAUCUCCACACUCCACAACCUUCCGCAAGAGAUCUACAUCGACAACCACACGAAUCUGACAUUGGUUGUCCUGGAGAGAUCAGCGCAACUCAACCAGAAACUGUCUAUUUACUCAAGAGGACUGGGUCCUUUCCUGGAGGAUUCAGAUAAGAUUUCUUACACUUCCCAGACAGGUUUGCUGGCUUUCUCGUCAUGUACUUUCAUUUUCUCUAUUCUGACAUGUUUCGUCAUAUACGACAUCGACUGGCACGUCACUCUCGGAUUCAACAGCUUGUUCCACUUCCCCAGCGGAUACUUGGAGGACAUAAACAAACCGAGAGACAACGACAUCGAUUUGAAACUGCCGAAAGAGUCGAUCAUCUGCCUGAUUGUUACAAAUGACACAUCUGGAGUAAUAACAAACAUCUCGCAGAACUGCGCUGAUCUCAUAAAUGUCCAGCCGAUAGACGUAAUUGGUAGGAAAUACGAUGAAGUGUUUCCUCUCGAUUCAGAAAAAAAUCGGUUAUUUUACAUUUCGCAGAAAAAAGUGAAAAAGUACGUUGAAAGCAGGUAUUCGACAGGAAAGAUUGUCAGGAUCGCAUUGUACGACAUGCAGAGUGACAAUUCGCCAAGAUCGGUUUUGUCAAACCGUCUGACAAAAUGUCUUCCAUGUCAAAUUGCGAAAUUUUUCUGCGAAAAAGGAGCUUUUCACUACAAAUUCAAAAACUCAUUUAUUGUUGUUGUCACAUUCGAUUCGACAACAUUUAAUCCAACGAUUGAUCAUGUAUUUAUGGAUUCCUCCAAUAUUUUGCAGUCUUACAACUCAAUCAUGCUUCUUCGAGUCAACGGAAGCCAGAUUUUCUACUUCUGCUACUCGAGCGACAGAAACAUCCCGAUUCUGUUCACGAAAGACUUGAUCUACCCUCCGUCCAGCAGCAGCUUGAAGGCGCUCGCAACAAGUAACAACCAGAACCAGCAGCAGAGUCCAAUAAGAAACGUUGUAAUCACGAAGAGCGAAUUCACUGCUGAUAUAAUGACUGAUUACACUGAACCUUACAUCUCGCUGAAUUACCAGAAGAAGAUUGGCCAGAUGAGGGCUGGAUUUGCACUGGAGGAGAAGUCGCUUUUGAUAAUGGAUGACUGCAUAAAGAUUGGAAAGAAAGAACUUUGCCAAAGAAAGGAAAUAAGUAGAGGAAUAAGAGGAACAGUUGUUAAGUUUGCGGAUAUUCCUCUCCUCAUUCAAGAACUGCGUUAA
This is a messenger RNA of Trichomonas vaginalis G3, 4158 nucleotides long. RefSeq lists its product as uncharacterized. Lineage: Eukaryota; Parabasalia; Trichomonadida; Trichomonadidae. The record is from RefSeq and is a predicted model, not a curated record. The coding region runs from base 1 to 4158 and encodes 1385 amino acids. The transcript has a single exon.